AUGGGAAGCAUUAUGUGCUUACAGAUAUGCUCCCUCUUGGGAUUACUGAUUGUUACCGAUGCUGAUUUGCAAUUAGGUCUCUACACUAAGACUUGUCCCAAGGCUGAGAGCAUUGUGUUUCAGUAUAACAGGGAGCAUAUUCCUCAUGCACGAUCUCUUGCUGCUGCUGUUCUUAGAAUGCAUUUCCAUGACUGCUUUGUGAGGGGUUGUCAUGCUUUAGUUCUUCUGAAUUCCAUAAGCAAAACACCAGAAGAGAAAAGAACGCCUCCAAAUCUGUCUCUCCGUGGAUUCAGCUUUAUUGACCAAAUCAAAAGUUUGGUUGAAAAAGAGUGUCUGGAGUUGUUUCAUGUGCGGACAUUGUCAGCUUUUAAGUAG
This is a messenger RNA of Dioscorea cayenensis subsp. rotundata (Guinea yam), 375 nucleotides long. Its product is annotated as peroxidase 39-like. Gene Ontology annotation, molecular function: heme binding; peroxidase activity. Bases 1 to 375 code for a protein of 124 amino acids. The record is from RefSeq and is a predicted model, not a curated record. Gene Ontology annotation, biological process: response to oxidative stress. The transcript has 2 exons. Gene Ontology annotation, cellular component: plasmodesma; plant-type cell wall. Lineage: Eukaryota; Viridiplantae; Streptophyta; Magnoliopsida; Dioscoreales; Dioscoreaceae.